AUGCGUAUCUUCAAACCAACCCAUCCACCAACAAAUCGACAAGCGUGGGGCAUGGCCUUAGACAACGAAGGAAACACCCUAGAUGCGCGUACGCUCAGUGCGGACCAAGUGAAGCUGUACUUUAGGGUAAUGAUCCAGACGAUGGCUCACAGGGCCGUUCUUCGUGGUACGGGCUUCUACGAAGUGCUAUCCCAGGAUAGGACCGGCUUGAGCAUUGGCUCUCUUCCGAGUAUGUGCUACCGACUGUACGAUGACCGUUACUUGAUGCAAUGCAUCACUGAAGAGGCAGGCUACCAUGACCUACAGCGCUUUCGCGAGUAUCUAUUGGGCCGUGAGCUCAACAUUGGUCUCAUCAUCGGCCCAUCGGGAUCCGGAACGACAACCUUGGGAGCUGCUGCGGCUCUGUCUUUGGCAUACUGGUUCUUGGUAGUCAUGCGCACAAGCGCCUUACCACCGCUCGACCAAGACUCGAAACCAGGCCUGGUAAAACUCCAGGCCGAGAUCGACACGCGCCCCGAUAUGUUGCAUCUGCGUCAGUGGGUGACUAGACAGAUGGAUCCUGCGACAUAUGCCGCCACCGCCACCCCUAUUAUAAACAUCAAGGAUGUGUUUUUUCAAGUUAUGCGCCAGGCGGAUUUUCUUUGCGUCCAUCCUGCUGACACAGAAAUAUCGCCGAUUUCUCAAUGGAAGAGUACCAUUGCUCGAGGUGUUGUUAUUGGCGAAGCCGGCAGCAUGAGCCAAGCGGACUUCUACGGUCUCUGGGGAAACUCUCUCCUUCCUUGUUUUCUUUUUGGCGAUCCUGAUCAAAAGCCUGUCGUUCUUACAACUGACGAGGCUGACGCCGACGGCAAUUUGUACAACCGGUUUGCGGCAGAUGGCGCAGUCUCGCCGCUGAAAUAUCUCAUGGCAACAGGCAUCCCCGCGUUUCGCUUGGAGGCUGCUGCGCGGCCCUAA
Messenger RNA from Fusarium tjaetaba, 954 nucleotides. RefSeq lists its product as uncharacterized. The record is from RefSeq and is a predicted model, not a curated record. Lineage: Eukaryota; Fungi; Ascomycota; Sordariomycetes; Hypocreales; Nectriaceae. The coding region runs from base 1 to 954 and encodes 317 amino acids. The transcript is spliced from 4 exons.